This is a messenger RNA of Haliaeetus leucocephalus (bald eagle), 2487 nucleotides long. It is a transcript of the gene CDCP1, whose product is annotated as CUB domain containing protein 1. Lineage: Eukaryota; Metazoa; Chordata; Aves; Accipitriformes; Accipitridae. Bases 1 to 2487 code for a protein of 828 amino acids. The transcript is spliced from 9 exons. The record is from RefSeq and is a predicted model, not a curated record.
AUGGUUGAAACCUGUGAAGAUUGCCGAGGCUUUUAUGUAUUCCCCAAAAGCCCUUCCUUUACAAUCUCUCCUCGUACGGUGGACAACAUCACAGUUACGAUUAAACUGAGACCCGGUGUUUCACCAAGCUGUCAAAUUCGUGUUAAAAAUGUCAUCAGGUCUGAACUCAAGAUAAAGCCUGGGCAGAAUGUGACUUUUACCUUCACUUGUAGUACUCCAGAGAAACAUUUCAUCAUGGAAAUUCAGAAAAAUAUUGACUGUGUGUCAGGCCCAUGUCCCUUCGGAGAUGUUCAUCUUUACCCACCGGGGCUACCUCGCCUUAACAGGACUUUCAUCUGGGACGUGAAGGCGAGUACAAAAGCUGGACUUGAACUGAAAUUUUCUACCCCGGGGCUAAGACAGAUUGAACCAGGAGAGAUGUGCCCAGAUUUCGUUAGCUACAACAUCAAUAGCUGUAUCGACAUGGCCACGGUCAACAUUGGCACCUUCUGCAGGAAUGGCUCAGUGUCUCGCGUCAAGCUGCUGGGAGGAGUUGUCAUGUCUCUGCACCUCCCGUGGGACUCGCCUCUCACCACCUCAGGCUUCAACAUAGCUAACAGGGCUUCCAUAAAACGGUUAUGCAUUAUUGAAUCCAUUUUGAAGGGGGAGUCUUCAAUCACCCUGAUGUCCCCAAACUACCCACUGGGCUUUCCAGAAGACGAGCUCAUGACAUGGCAGUUUGUGGUUCCUUCCAACAUGAGAGCAAGCGUGUUUUUCCACAACUACAGCCUUUCCAACUGCGAAAGGAAAGAGGAGAGGGUAGAGUACUACAUCCCCGGCUCCCUCAGCAACCCGGAGGUGUUCAAACUGAGUGACAGCCAGCCUGCCAAUAUCGCUGGCAGUUUCAACCUGUCCCUCCAGGGCUGCGAUCAGGAUGCCCAGAACCCAGGCAUCCUCCGCUUGCUCUUCCAAGUCGUCGUUCAGCACCCGCAGAUUGAUGAGAAUGUCACCCAUUUGGUCGACCUGAGCAAAGAGUGGAAUAUGACUGUAACGAUACACUUCGAAGGGUGGCCCAGACACGUCCCGCUCAUGUCUGAACCAAUAUGCCUGAUCUGUAAGGAUCCUCGCACCUGCGACCGCGUCUUGACUUUAGUGUCUGGCACGGUCUACAAGAUCUCCUUUCUGUGCAAGGACUUGUCCCGUCUGAGGAUCACAGCUGAAAAAGGCAUAAGCUGUGUCGAUCUUCGAUGGUGUCAGAGGAAGAUCUAUUCCCUUUCAGUGCCCAAGGCUAUUACGCAACUGCCAAUUCGACUGCAUAAGUUUAUUUGGAAGCUCUUGGCUCCCGAUCUGAUCAACAUAGAAAUUACAUCUCCAUCCUUAAAACUUCAGCAACACGUCCCAGAGCAGAGGUGCAACACAAGCUAUAGUUACAGCAUUGCUAGUGGCACCCCAGAGACAGAGUUGAAUGUUGGUGUAUUCUGUCCUGGUGGAUCCAUUGAAAAGAUUCAGAUGAGGAAUAAUAUCACCAUAUCCUUAAAAACAUUUAGUAAAGGAUUCCUCAAUGAGUCUAACCAUCAGGAUCUGAAAAUGUCUUUUGUGCCACAUAUUAAAGAUGAGUGCACUUUCACUGUGAGUCCAGAUCCAAAAGCUAAAGUUUACUUGCAGACUCCUAACUGGCCUUAUGGUCUACCUCCUUAUGUCUCCAUAUCCUGGUACAUCUUGGUGCCCAGCAAGCAAGUUGCCCGCCUCGGGUUCUCCAAGGACCGCAUGGGCGUUGCUUGUGAGACAGGCCGUGCCUAUGUCAACAUAAAGGAAGAGACAUUGGGGGCAGAGGAGACCGUGUGCCGUGAGGAUGAGUUUCUGCCCGAGCCCCGAAAUAUGUAUCACAACUUUUGGGUAAAUGUCUCCAACUGUAAACCUGUGGAUAAGACGCAACUGACCUUGCAGUUCUGGGUGACUUUUGCUGACAAGCAGAUAGACCUAGGAGUCAUACUUGCUGUGGUGGCUGGGGCUGGAGUUCUCACAGCUAUUGGACUGACUGUGUGCUGUGUUAAGAAGAAGAAGAAGAAAAACCAGAACCCCAUGGUGGGAGUGUACAAUCCUAAUGUGAAUACCCAGGUGCCUGGGAAACAAGGUUUAUUCACAAAAGGGAGGAAAAACAAUGAGUCUCAUGUCUAUGCAGUUAUUGAUGAUGCUAUGGUCUAUGGGCACUUGCUGAAGGAAUCCAAUGGCUCAGUUGCUCCAGAAGUUGAUGUAUACCAGCCUUUUGAUGGACCCAUUGGUAGCUUGCCACCUUCUCCACCUCCAUUAUACUUCAGAAAAGACGUUAAACACUCUUCUAAUGCUGAGGAACCUCCACCUCUGAUGGACACAGACCAUGACACUUACACAUUUGCUCAUCAGAAAUCAGGGCAAUCGGAGGACAGUGGAGAUACAAAUGAAAAGAAUAACAGAGAUAUGAGCGUGUCCUUGCUGGAAAAUAAGGAACAGGAUGGUUUAGUGGAGUAA